AUGGAGCCGGAGCUGGAGGCGCGGGUGCGAGAGGCGUUGCGGGACAAGCUGCGGCUGCUCCGGGUGAGCGGGCCAGGCACAGCGGCGGCCCCUGGCAGCCCUGCCCGUGGCACGGUGGCAGAUGCCCUGCCCAGGCUCUCCCUCCGCAGCCCGGCCGAGCUGCACGCAGCCCGUGGCAGGACGGGGACAGCGCGGGGCCCCGCCACGCUCCCUCCAUCCACCCGUGUGCUGCUGAAGAGGCGGGAGGCGGCGGAGGCGGAGCGGGAGCUGCAGAACCAGCGGCAGGAGUUCCAGCAGCGGAUGCAGCGCCUGGCGCAGCGCCGGCAGCAGCUGGCCCGGAGGCGAGAGCAGCACCGCGACGCCGUGCUCAGAUUCGAGUCCUUCCUCAAGGCGGCGGCGGCCCGGCGGGAGCGGGAGCUGCGGAGGGCGGACGAGCAGCGGGCGCGGGCGGCGGCGGAGCGAGCGGAGAGCGCCCGGCUGCGGCGGGAGCUGGAGCGGCUGCGGCGGCACCGGGAGCGCCUGGCCCGGCGCCUGCGGAGCCUCCGGCCCUUCGGGGACUACCUGCGGGACGUGCUGGCCGCGAUGGGCCAGUUCCAGGACGUGCCGGCCAUGCUGGUGCAUUUGGGGGUGCUGGCGGAGGUGCGGGCAGCCCUGGCACGGGAGGCAGAAGCCGGGCAGGAGCAGCUGGCCCAGGGCAGGGCACAGCUCCAGCGGUACCGUCAGGAGAGCAGCACCCAGCUCCUGGGCACCAGGAACGAGCUGGCACGGCUCCACACACGCCUGGAGGCUGCCCAGCGGGAUGUGCGCCAGUGGGAGUCCUGCUGGACCCACAUCCAGAGCACAGCCACCCAGAAGACCCUGCUGCUGGGGCAGAUCAAGCUGGCUGUGCUGAACCUCUUCCAGCAAACCACAGCACAGCUCAGGAUCCUCACAGACAGAGCCCAGGACACAAAGGCCCAGUUGGACACAGUGCUGCUCUGCAUGAAGGCUCUGUCUGACAUCUGUGCCACCGGCACACACCCACAGCAGCACAGGAGUGUCAGGCUGCUUCAGGGCCACAAAUAGCCCCUGGGGACUAUCUGCCUGCUCCUGGGGCUGGAGAGAGGCUGCCAGGGCCAGCAUGGAGCCACAGGACCCCUCUGUAUGCAGGCAAUUCCUGCAAGUCUAGAAACCCAUGUCAAGAGGCAACAUGGACAGCAGUGGCACAGUCACACUGGGGUGGCACCACACCCAGGCAGGGCCAGGGCACUCCUGAGGUUCCCUCCUGCACAGAGCACCCCAGGCAGGAGGACGAGGAGGAGAGAGCUGCUGAAGGUGCUUCACAUUAAAAUACACCCAGCUGUGCAGCACA
Melospiza melodia melodia is the source of this 1351-nucleotide messenger RNA. It is a transcript of the gene CFAP73, whose product is annotated as cilia and flagella associated protein 73. The transcript is spliced from 7 exons. NCBI's taxonomy places the organism in Eukaryota, Metazoa, Chordata, Aves, Passeriformes, Passerellidae. The record is from RefSeq and is a predicted model, not a curated record. The coding region runs from base 1 to 1065 and encodes 354 amino acids. Gene Ontology annotation, biological process: spermatid development.